CCCAGAAGGUCAAGCCCUGCUGUUAUCGUCAGCGGCUAAAAAAAAAAUCAAUGAUGUGGUAAAAAGUCCUGUGGCUGCACACAGUUAAAGCUGUUGAAAUUGUUUAAAUAAGCAAACGUUAACAUUUCCGCCGUAAAAUCAAUACAGCUACGCUUUGGCACCUGACGCCAGGGCACUGGGCACCUCACAUCCUGUUAAGUAGGCUUUUGCGUAACCAAGCCAAACACGUACAUAGUUUCUAUUUUGGUGAAGAGAAAAAAAAAAGGCAACACGAAAAUUCCAAAAAAAAAAAAACACAGUGAGUUUCAGAAGUAAACAUAUUUGAAUGCCAAAAUGUCGUCGUCGUCGUCAGCAUCACAUCCAUAUGGACUGACAGCGAAUGAUAUUGCUACUGAGUAUCGGCCGUACGGCGGAUCGGCCGGCAUUGUGGCCAGCAAUUCAAUGUCAAGCACCGGACAGCAGCAACUGAGGCGACAACAGCAGGAUCUGCAGGAGCGUGAGGAUGCGCUUGAAUAUUUCAUCAAGUUUCCAAAACCGACGGCCGAUAAUGAUUUCGUGCUGGUCAGCGGCAAUGAGGAGCAUAAUAAUGUGCCAAUCGUAAUGCUAUUGGGCUGGGCGGGCUGCCAGGAUCGAUAUUUGAUGAAAUAUUCAAAGAUCUACGAGGAGAGGGGCCUGAUAACCGUACGCUAUACGGCGCCUGUGGAUACGCUGUUCUGGAAGCGCAGCGAAAUGGUUCCGAUUGGAGAAAAGAUCUUAAAACUGAUACAGGACAUGAACUUUGAUGCGCAUCCGUUGAUUUUUCACAUAUUCUCCAAUGGCGGCGCCUAUCUCUAUCAGCACAUCAAUCUGGCCGUCAGAAAGCACAAGUCCCCAUUGCAGGUGCGCGGUGUCAUCUUUGAUUCGGCGCCAGGCGAACGUCGCAUGCUCGGCUUGUAUCGUGCCAUAACAGCAAUUUAUGGAAAAGAGAAGCGAUGCAAUUGCCUCACAGCUUUGGCCAUAACCCUGACACUGAGCAUCAUGUGGUUUGUCGAGGAAACUUAUUCAGCCUUUAAGAAUUUGUUUGUCAAGUCAACGCCAUUGCAUGCCAGUCCAUUUUGUGAGCUGAAGAACGAGACAAACAAAUAUCCGCAACUGUUUCUAUAUUCAAAAAGCGAUGUGGUCAUACCGUACAAGGAUGUGGAGAAGUUUAUACGGAUGCGGCGUGAUCAGGGCAUCAAUGUGUCGUCUGUUUGUUUUGAGGAUGCCGAGCAUGUUAAGAUCUAUACCAAGUAUCCUGCACAAUAUGUGCAGAGUGUGUGUAGUUUUAUUCGCAACUGUAUGUCCAUACCGUCCUAUCAGUUGGCUGGCGAAAUAACCGACUCCGAGUCUGCCGAGCAACUGCAAUUGGAACAACAACAACAACAGCUGCAACUGCAACUGCAACAACAACAACAACAGCAGCAGCAGCCAGGCGGCAAUUUGAAAUAUGAUUAAAUUUUGGUUUCGAUUUAAACGCUAAGGGCGCUCGCUAGGACGGCAGGAUAACGCAUCAAACGUAUGUGAUAGGCAGCACAACUACUAUAACUACUAACUAUUUGCAAAAUAUUCGAAGAAAUGCAAAAAAAAAAUUUUAAACGUAAUUAUUGACAAAUUGAAUGCAGGCGAACGCAUGGCGCCCGCUGCCGCUUUAAUGUAGAAACGAAUUUAAGAGUUACUCAAUCUAAACGUGCAUUCUUAUAUUUUUCUCCCCUUUGCAAAAAUGCACAAGAAACGCAAAUAAACAAAUUAAUAAUCAUCAA
Molecule: messenger RNA, 1778 nt
Organism: Drosophila virilis
Lineage: Eukaryota; Metazoa; Arthropoda; Insecta; Diptera; Drosophilidae
Product: transmembrane protein 53
Source: RefSeq, a predicted model, not a curated record